Phanerochaete carnosa HHB-10118-sp is the source of this 1091-nucleotide messenger RNA. RefSeq lists its product as uncharacterized. The record is from RefSeq and is a predicted model, not a curated record. The coding region runs from base 385 to 1068 and encodes 227 amino acids. The transcript is spliced from 12 exons. Lineage: Eukaryota; Fungi; Basidiomycota; Agaricomycetes; Polyporales; Phanerochaetaceae.
GCCAUGGUUGACUGGGGCAGCCCGGAGGUCAUCGGUAUAUGCCUUGAAGUGUCGGAAAAACUUAGUUUAUAUUUUACUGGGCUCUUCACAUGGCACUUCGUGACCACCUUCAGACUUGUGGAGUGGCAGCUUUUGAGACGGAGGAUGAAGUGGAGGUGGGCAUAUAUAUAUUACCUCGGAGGGCGAUAUUUUUUGCUCGGGUUCCAACUACCUUUGCAUGAAAUUAUACAACCUGGCAAGUGCCUUUCACGCCACAAGCGAAGGGCUGAUCCCAUUGUAUGAGCAGCUGCAUUCGAGAUCUCAGCGAUAACAGGCUGCAUGAUUUCGGUCUUCGCGAGCGGAAAUCUUUUCUUCCGAGUUAUAGCGAUAUGGAGAGACUACCGCAUGAUAGUUGCGUUCCUGAUUCUGCUCGCCAUAGGGCACUGGGUCUUGGUAUUUGCUGUGAUAAUGCCUCCAAUAAUCCGCAGCCACGGCAAUUUUAUAGUGAACCCUGACAGUAACACGAAGAUUGACAGUAACAACUCAGUACCCUUCUUGCUCUAUACCUUCUCAUUAGACCUUUUCAUCGUUUUAAUGACGAUUGUCGGGCUGUUAAGGCAGCGCGCCGCGCGUUCAUCCAAGCUAUGGAAGUCAUUGUACCGCCAGGGGAUCAUGUACUUCCUCACGACGUUCGCCGUGCAACUUCCCACAGUCAUCUUCGCCUGGGAUACAGAAAGCGCAUGUAUGAUCGGCGCCUUCAGCAUGCCCGGACUUGUCAUAAGCGUCAUGGCGUCAUCCUACGCCGUAAUGUCACUCUUGGCCCUGCCACACGCGGCAGACCCAGACGACAUUCCGGCCGUCCGCGAAAAGCCUGGCCACGACAUGUCGCUGUCACCGCGAAGGUCCCCGCGGCUGAGUACGAAUAUUAACUUGCCCACAGGCAUGGAUAGCACAGUAGCUUCUUCGAAUAUGAUAAGGUCGCUGCCACAGAUGCGUAUGCAUGGAGAGCACGACUUGGAGGCUACUGUAGUCUUUGGAAGCUCCGGCCGACGGGAGAGUGUAGUCUUGUAUAACGAAAAGAACAUGUAACUUCUUACCAUCACGCUCCUUAU